Molecule: messenger RNA, 1228 nt
Organism: Populus trichocarpa (black cottonwood)
Lineage: Eukaryota; Viridiplantae; Streptophyta; Magnoliopsida; Malpighiales; Salicaceae
Product: histone-lysine N-methyltransferase ATXR4
Exons: 7
Cellular component (GO): nucleus
Molecular function (GO): protein binding
Source: RefSeq, a predicted model, not a curated record
AUCGUCCCAUGCCAUGUUUGUAUAUAGAAGACAAGAAGAGAUAUCACAUGAGAUAGAAGUACCAUUGAACCAAAAUGUCCCAUUUAGUCCGUUAUAGCCGUUACCUUUCCCGCUUCAAAACCCCACUUUUCCCAAGAUCCCAACAUUCCACACUUCCCUUCUCCACCACCACAGAAGAUUACAACAAACCUUCCAGACCCGAUCCGCCUCCGAUUCGAGUCGCACUCACUGAGUCAGCUGGUCGAGGCGUGUUUUCCACUAGGAAAAUCUGUGCUGGAGAUCUCAUACACACUGCAAAACCUAUUUUGGCUCAUCCUUCUCUUUCAACUAUUAACACUGUCUGUUAUUUUUGCCUCAAGAAGUUAACUUCGACCGAGUUUCAUGGAAAAGGGGUUGCCUUUUGCAGUCAAGAGUGUAAAGAGAAUGCUAAGGUAUACUGGGACUUGCAGUGUUAAGUUGAGACGAAAGCAGAUUGGUUAGCUUUUGAUGACUAUUGUCGGAACAAAGGUCUAAAGUAUCCACUUCUUGUAAAGCGGUUGGCUUGCAUGGUUAUAUCAGGAGCUGCAUCCGCUGAAAGUCUUGACAUACUUCAACCAUCUAAUUUAUCUCAUGAGAUGGUUUUAGAGAUGGAAGAGGGCUAUGGUUUGCUGAAGAGUGGUUUUGCUAUGGCAAAUAUUUCAGAUGAACAGAUGGCUUUCCUCACCAAGGAAUGGUACAACAGCGUACUGGCACGAAUUCGCAUAAAUGCAUUUCGUAUUGAAUUGGCAGUAGGAUCAUAUGAGGAUCUUCUAUCAUCAGCUGCAGCCUGUAUAGAAGCUGAAGCUGCUGUUGGAAAUGCUGUGUACAUGCUUCCAUCCUUAUACAAUCAUGAUUGUGAUCCCAAUGCACACAUUGUAUGGAUAGACAAUGCAGAUGCACAGUUGAAGGCCCUUUGUGAUGUUGAGGAAGAUGAAGAGCUCCGGAUCUGCUAUAUAGAUGCAAGUAUGGAUCAUGAUGCUCGGCAAUCUUUCUUGCUUCAAGGGUUUGGUUUCAAGUGCAAUUGCCUUCGGUGUUUGUCAGGGGAUUAAUGAAAUGCCAUGCUUUUGCAAGAGAAAGAUGUUGACGUGAUGACGGCAUGCUUGUUUGAUCAUUUUUAAGAUGGUUUACAAAGGGAGAAAGUGUUUCUUUUCUUACCAGUGUACCUGAGAAAGAAUUAAAAAUAAAACUUUGCUGUCCUGUUUUACCUACA